AUGGUGCAGAUGGAGACGCAGCUCCAGAGCAUUUUUGAGGAGGUGGUGAAAACGGAGAUUAUAGAAGAGGCUUUCCCUGGAAUGUUUAUGGACACGCCCGAAGAUGAGAAAACGAAACUCAUUAGCUGUUUGGGAGCCUUCCGACAGUUUUGGGGUGGCCUUCCUCUGGAAUCUCAUUUACAGUGUAUCCAGUGGAUUGUUAAAUUCAUUCAUGGCCAGCAUAGUCCUAAAAGAAUUUCUUUUCUUUAUGACUGCUUAGCAAUGGCAGUUGAGACUGGUCUCCUUCCACCCAGAAUGGUGUGUGAAUCCCUGAUAAACACUGAUACUCUUGAAUGGGAAAGAACACAACUUUGGGCCCUAACUUUUAAACUGGUUCGGAAAAUAAUUGGUGGAGUGGAUUAUAAGGGUGUUCGAGAUCUCUUAAAAGUGAUUUUGGAGAAAAUCUUGACAAUUCCCAAUACAGUGAGCUCAGCUGUUGUACAACAGCUUCUAACAGCAAGAGAGGUGAUAGCAUAUAUCUUGGAAAGAAAUGCCUGUUUAUUACCAGCGUAUUUUGCAGUCACAGAGAUCAGAAAACUGUAUCCUGAGGGAAAACUUCCACAUUGGUUACUUGGAAACCUAGUAUCAGACUUUGUGGAUACCUUCAGGCCCACAGCAAGGAUAAACUCCAUUUGUGGCCGUUGCAGCCUUCUGCCAGUUGUAAAUAACUCAGGCGCCAUGUGUAAUUCAUGGAAAUUGGAUCCUACAACUCUUCGUUUUCCUUUGAAAGGCCUUCUGCCAUAUGAUAAGGAUCUGUUUGAACCACAGACUGCUUUGUUGAGAUAUGUAUUGGAGCAGCCUUAUUCCAGGGAUAUGGUCUGCAAUAUGCUAGGUUUAAAUAAGCAGACCUUGAACAUUGCUCAGCACAAGCAGCGCUGCCCUGUGCUGGAGGACCAGCUGGUGGAUCUGGUGGUCUAUGCCAUGGAGCGAUCCGAGACGGAGGAGAAGUUUGAUGAUGGGGGAACAAGCCAACUCCUGUGGCAGCAUCUCUCAAGUCAGCUCAUUUUCUUUGUGCUUUUCCAGUUUGCAAGUUUUCCACAUAUGGUCCUUUCUCUUCAUCAGAAGUUAGCAGGGCGAGGACUGAUCAAAGGCAGAGAUCAUCUGAUGUGGGUUCUCCUGCAAUUCAUUUCUGGAAGUAUUCAGAAAAAUGCACUAGCUGAUUUUCUCCCUGUCAUGAAACUCUUUGACCUUCUGUACCCAGAAAAAGAAUGUAUCCCAGUUCCUGAUAUUAACAAGCCUCAGUCAACUCAUGCCUUUGCAAUGACUUGCAUUUGGAUUCAUCUUAAUAGAAAAGCCCAAAAUGACAACUCCAAACUACAGAUUCCAAUACCUCAUUCCCUAAACCUUCACCAUGAAUUCCUACAGCAGAGUCUUAGAAAUAAAAGUUUACAGAUGAAUGAUUAUAAGAUUGCCCUGCUGUGUAAUGCCUACUCUACAAAUUCAGAAUGUUUUACAUUACCCAUGGGAGCUCUCGUAGAAACUAUUUAUGGAAAUGGGAUUAUGAGGAUACCUCUUCCUGGAACGAGCUGUUUGGCUUCAGCAUCUAUUACUCCCUUACCAAUGAACCUCCUGGAUUCACUGACAGUUCAUGCCAAAAUGAGCCUUAUCCACAGCAUUGCUACCAGAGUGAUAAAACUUGCUCAUGCAAAGUCCAGUGUGGCCUUGGCUCCAGCCCUGGUGGAAACUUACAGUCGUCUAUUGGUCUAUAUGGAAAUAGAGUCUUUGGGCAUCAAAGGAUUUAUCAGUCAGCUUUUGCCAACCGUUUUCAAGUCUCACGCCUGGGGGAUCUUACACACACUUCUUGAGAUGUUCAGCUACCGGAUGCACCACAUUCAGCCUCAUUACAGAGUUCAGCUCUUGAGUCAUCUUCAUACUUUGGCUGCAGUUGCACAAACAAAUCAGAACCAGCUCCAUCUCUGUGUUGAGAGCACUGCACUUAGGCUUAUAACAGCCUUAGGUAGCUCCGAGUUACAGCCACAGUUCACACGCUUCCUUAAUGACCCCAAAACAGUGCUGUCCGCGGAAUCCGAAGAACUGAACCGAGCAUUGAUAUUGACCUUAGCUAGAGCAACUCACGUGACAGAUUUUUUUACAGGCUCUGACUCAAUUCAGGGAACUUGGUGUAAAGACAUACUUCAGACCAUUAUGAGUUUUACUCCUCAUAAUUGGGCUUCACAUACUCUUAGCUGUUUUCCAGGCCCUCUACAGGCAUUCUUCAAACAAAAUAAUGUACCUCAGGAAAGCCGUUUUAAUCUGAAAAAAAAUGUGGAGGAGGAGUAUAGGAAGUGGAAGUCAAUGAGCAAUGAAAAUAACAUCAUUGCCCACUUUUCUAAUCAAGGCUCUCCCCUCUUCCUUUGUCUUCUCUGGAAAAUGCUCUUGGAAACAGACCAUAUUAAUCAGAUUGGUUACAGAGUAUUAGAAAGAAUUGGAGCCAGGGCCUUGGUGGCUCAUGUGAGAACCUUUGCAGAUUUCCUGGUAUAUGAGUUCUCUACAUCAGCUGGGGGGCAGCAACUCAACAAAUGCAUUGAAAUUCUUAAUGACAUGGUAUGGAAGUACAAUAUUGUUACAUUGGACAGAUUAAUUCUCUGCCUGGCCAUGCGUAGCCAUGAAGGAAAUGAAGCCCAGGUUUGUUAUUUCAUAAUUCAGUUGCUGUUACUCAAACCAAAUGAUUUUCGAAACCGAGUAAGUGACUUUGUGAAGGAAAAUUCCCCAGAGCACUGGCUGCAGAACGACUGGCACACCAAGCACAUGAAUUACCACAAGAAAUAUCCUGAGAAGCUGUAUUUUGAGGGCCUGGCGGAGCAGGUCGAUCCUCCCGUGCAGAUCCAGUCACCCUAUCUGCCCAUCUAUUUUGGCAACGUGUGUCUUCGAUUCCUUCCUGUAUUUGAUAUAGUAAUCCACAGGUUUUUAGAGUUGCUUCCCGUCUCCAAAUCACUGGAGACUCUCCUAGAUCACCUAGGAGGGCUGUAUAAAUUUCAUGAUCGUCCGGUGACUUAUUUGUAUAAUACUCUGCACUAUUAUGAAAUGCACCUGAGAGAUCGUGCAUUUCUCAAACGAAAACUUGUUCACGCAAUCAUCGGCUCUCUCAAGGAUAAUCGACCACAGGGCUGGUGUCUAAGUGACACGUACCUGAAGUGUGCUAUGAAUGCCCGAGAAGACAAUCCUUGGGUCCCAGAUGACUCCUAUUAUUGCAGACUGAUUGGUCGACUAGUGGAUAAUAUCCUUUUUAUGGUGAUUUUCCAGGUUCUGUAG
Messenger RNA from Pipistrellus nathusii (Nathusius's pipistrelle), 3291 nucleotides. NCBI's taxonomy places the organism in Eukaryota, Metazoa, Chordata, Mammalia, Chiroptera, Vespertilionidae. The record is from the annotation of a GenBank genome assembly.